AUGAAAAGUAAUGUUGGAUUUAAAAAGGCUAUGUGUGAUCUUGGAGUUUCAAUUAAUGUCAUGCCUUUAUCCAUUUAUAAUUCAUUGAAUGAUGGUCCCUUUAAGAAAACAAGUGUUAUCAUCCAACUUGCUAAUAGGUAUAUCAUUUAUCCUGAUGGUGUUUUGGAAGAUAACCUAGUCCAAGUUGAUGGUGAUGUAACUAAUGGUGAUAGUAUUGAUGUUCUUGAUACUUUGAAUCAAAAUACUUUUGAGUUGAGUCAUGAUGACAAGCUAAAUCAACAAGAACUGUUGGAAGAGGCUGACUCCAUGGAAGGAGCAGACAAAAAGCUGAAGGUAGCAGUGGAAAAUCUGAACAAACUUUCAAGAAAUGGAUUGGAGAAAUUGGUGAGGGAGCAUAACAUAGAUGCCCUAGUGGCUCCUUAUGAUAUGGAAAGGAGCUCAAGUAUCUCAACAGUCUUUGCAAUUGGAGGAUAUCCAGGAAUCACUGUCCCUGCUGGGUAUGACACUACGGGGUUGCCCUUUGGCAUCUGCUUUGGAGGAUUAAAGGGUACAGAGCCAAAACUAAUAGAGAUUGUUUAUGGCUUUGAGCAGGCCACUAAGAAAAGGAAGCCUCCUGUCAUUCAAGCCACGUCACUUUAA
Manihot esculenta (cassava) is the source of this 639-nucleotide messenger RNA. RefSeq names its product probable amidase At4g34880. The transcript is spliced from 4 exons. Lineage: Eukaryota; Viridiplantae; Streptophyta; Magnoliopsida; Malpighiales; Euphorbiaceae. The record is from RefSeq and is a predicted model, not a curated record. The coding region runs from base 1 to 639 and encodes 212 amino acids.